GGCUAAUAACAAUAAUUCAACGGUAACAACAACAACAACAACAACAUCAUCGGCUGCAUUCAAAAUGAUGUGUACACCAGCCACCACUACUGAUCAUUCUUCACCAUCAUUAUCAUCAUCAACUGUUUCCGCUAUUCAUAUGGUUGAUUCUAAUAAUUAUUAUCAACAGCAAUCACAUCAGCAUCAUCAAUUACAUCAUCAUCAUCAUCACCAUCAUUCACAUCAACAACAACAACAACAACGGCAACCAAUCCAAUCAAUGAUGACGACAACAACAAAUCAGGGACAAAUUACUAAUCAACAACCGGCGCGUAAAAAACAAUCGACAAGGGAUCCAUAUUCACAUCGUAUGAUUGAAAAAAGACGACGUGAUCGUAUGAAUAAUUGUCUUACUGAUCUCAGCCGAUUAAUACCAAAUUCUUUCAUUAAAAAGCAAUCAUCAUCAUUACAAAAUCGUGGACGUAUAGAAAAAACUGAAAUCAUUGAAAUGGCCAUUAAAUAUAUGAAAUAUUUAUUAGAUAUUUGUCGGCCAUUCAUCAAUAAUAAUAAUAAUAAUAAUGAUUAUAAAGAUGAUGAUGAUUCAUCAUCAUCAUCAACAACAUCGCCACCAACAUCAGCAUCAUCAUUGAGUUCCAUUUCUUCAUCAUCAUCAUCGAUACCGAUAUUAACUAAAUUAGAACCGAUCGAUAUGGAAAUAUUGGUAACAAAUAAAACUAAUAAAAAUCAAUCAACAACAUCAGCAACAGCAGCAGCAACAAUAUCGACAAAUGAAAGUUAUCAUUUUAAAAAAGAAUUUAAAGAACGUUUUCAAAAAGUUAUGGAUCAAAAUAAAGAAUUGAUGAUUGAAAAUAAUGAUAAAAAUGAUGAUGAUGACCAUCAUCAUCAUCAACAAUGUGAUAUUAGUGAUCAGAUAUUAUUAUCAUCAUUAUUAUCAUCAUCAUUAACAUCAUCAGAAACCAAUACAAAUUUUGUACCAGUAUUUGCCUUACAUCCAUCUGGUCAUUAUUAUGUUCCUAUGCAUAUUGAAUCAUCCAUAUUGGGUUUUGAUGAUUUUCCACACAAAUUGAUGAUGACAAUGAUGACAAAAACAAUGACGAAUAUGUCUACAAAAUUACAGCCACCAAUAAAAACGACCACCACAAUUGAUGAUAAUCAUCAAUCCAAUUCACCGCCAUCAUCAAUGACAUACAAACGUCAAUUGAAUGAUUGCCAUUGA
This is a messenger RNA of Dermatophagoides farinae (American house dust mite), 1216 nucleotides long. The record is from RefSeq and is a predicted model, not a curated record. NCBI's taxonomy places the organism in Eukaryota, Metazoa, Arthropoda, Arachnida, Sarcoptiformes, Pyroglyphidae.